GCCCUGACCUGAACUGAGCAGAAAGACACCUCCCCUCUCCCCUAGUUCUACUCAACUUCCGCAACAGGAAAUAAACCACUCCUGAUUCGUUUUUGUGCCAGUGUUCGAGCUAGGCCAGUCCAUAACUUUCCACUGGAAAGCCGUUUGUUUUGAAGAAAAUGUCGGGAGCAUCAAAUCUUCUCGCAAUGAAGAAAAUUGUCCAGCAACUGCGAUUUGAAGCAAGCAUCAACAGAGUCAAGGUAUCACAGGCGGCAGCUGACCUCCAACAGUUUUGCAUGCAGAAUGCUUCCCAUGACCCUUUGCUCACCGGUGUCUCAUCAAGCACCAACCCUUUCAGGCCACAGAAAGUGUGCUCUUUCUUAUGAGACCACAUUGGAUAAUUUGCCAAAGGCUUUCUUUCCAUCAAGGCUAGAACUGUUGCGAGAAAAAAAGCGAUGCCCCUACAUGAAAAUGCCAACAACGUUGCAUACACUGCACUACACAAGCGUAGAAAAUGGAUCCAAUCUAGCAGGACCAGAGUUGCAAAAUGAUUACACAGACCUUCACUUUUGUCAGAAUCUGUAAUGCCAUCAAGAAUAAGCAUUUCAGUCAGGAUUGUGGUAUCAUUUGAAAUCACCAGGGUUUAAUUUUACACUGCCUUAACACAGAGAUAUAUACCAUGAUGAGGGAACAAAGGUCUUAAACUAUAGUGCCACAACUGUGCCUUUUUUGUACUGUUCAUCUUUUUUAACUAAUAAAUGUUCUUGUUAUUCGUGUUA
Messenger RNA from Engraulis encrasicolus (European anchovy), 758 nucleotides. It is a transcript of the gene gng5, whose product is annotated as guanine nucleotide binding protein (G protein), gamma 5. Gene Ontology annotation, molecular function: G-protein beta-subunit binding. The coding region runs from base 159 to 365 and encodes 68 amino acids. Gene Ontology annotation, biological process: G protein-coupled receptor signaling pathway. Lineage: Eukaryota; Metazoa; Chordata; Actinopteri; Clupeiformes; Engraulidae. The transcript is spliced from 3 exons. The record is from RefSeq and is a predicted model, not a curated record. Gene Ontology annotation, cellular component: heterotrimeric G-protein complex.